Molecule: messenger RNA, 3030 nt
Organism: Volvox carteri f. nagariensis
Lineage: Eukaryota; Viridiplantae; Chlorophyta; Chlorophyceae; Chlamydomonadales; Volvocaceae
Exons: 15
Coding region: 1-3030 (1009 amino acids)
Molecular function (GO): starch binding
Source: RefSeq, a predicted model, not a curated record
AUGGCACAGUUGGCGCCAUCUUCACAUUGCUACAUUCGAAAGCCAUCCCGGCAGGCCAGUGCCUCUCCGAGUCGCCAUGCCUGCCUCAACUGCGAGCACAGGGACAACCGCGGGUGGGCCUUUCCUAAAGGCAUGCAAACCGCUCCCAUCGUUGUGGCUCCUCCAGCUAUUACACCGUACGCUCCGGAUCCAGGUUCUGCAGGAGCCGCUGGCGACGCGCGCGUAUCCCCAUCCGUACCAGCCGUACCUGCAGCCGUACCAGUAGCCGCAGUCUGCACGGAGGAGGACGUUAGCAAAGAGACGGAGGGUCUUGGUCGGGGGCUUCCGGAGCAGUCGUCUUCCGCUGCGCAGUUUAGUCUGUCCCGCAGCAGCCCACUGGCGGGCGGCCGGUUGGAUGUCGUACACUGGCGGGAGGGCCGUAUGCUGCGGAUCUGGACACCACCCGGUUUCAGCCCCACCUCCUCCUCCCCCUCCUCCUCUCGCGAUCCCCUCCCCGUGCUGUAUCUGAAUGACGGUCAGAACCUGUACGGCGACCAGCCCACCCUCAGCGGCUGCUCGUGGCACGUGGGGGAGGCGGCGGCGGGACUCAUCAACUCGGGGGCACUGCCGCCGUUCGUGGUGGUGGGGAUCGACCAUGCGGGUGACAAGCGUUCGUACGACUACCUGCCGUACCGGCCGGGCACCGCCAACGGCUACCGGCUCGACGCGGCGAACUGGCCCGGUGGCGGCGUCGAGGCUUACCUCCGUGCGGUCGUUGACGAGAUCCUGCCGUACACCGAGCGCACGUACGGCGUGUCUUCGGAGCCUGCACUUCGUGGUUUCGGAGGUUCGUCCUUCGGCGGCAUUUGCGCUCUGUGCGCUGCGAUGCUCCAUCCCGGUGUGUUCGGGGCUCUGCUAGUCGAGAGCCCCAGUUUGUGGUUCGGAGAGGAGCGGCUGCUGCGACAAGACCUGCCCAGCUUCCAGGGACCCUGGCCGGCAAGGAUGUUCCUGGCAAUGGGAACUAAGGAAUAUUCUGGUAUUCGAAAGGAGACCCUGACACCCGAGUUCGAUUCCCGCCUGGUGUCGCUCACACACGAUCUGGCAGCGCUGUUGGAGAGCCGGGGACUGAUGCGAGGAGAGAGGCUGCAACUGGUGAUCGAGGAGGGAGCCACACAUACGGAAGCCGCCUGGGCAGGUCGACUGCCGGCGGCGCUGAGCUCCCUUGGGUUACACUGGUGGCGGCAUGUGCUGUCGCGUUGCCGCGACCACCUCUACUUCACCUUUCCUAGGAAGCUGCUGGCGGGGCGGCCGGCGGUGUUGUUCUUUAAUCAAGCUCGCUCCACCGCGCUGGCCAGCCGUCCACGCGACUCCAUCAAGAUGUCGUACGGCUUCAACGUUGACUGGUCCGUGGGCGGCGGCCGGAUAGACAUGACGCCUGCCGUCGGGCUGACAGCACUGGCGGCGGAAACGCGGGUGGGAAGGGCGACGAACGGGACGUCGCCGCUACCGGCGUACGACAUCGUUGGUGACGUCGCCGAGGCCUUCCACGCCGCCGACGCGUCAAGCUGGCUUCAGGCGACCUUCACGGUGCCGCCUGAGGCGUAUGAGAUGCACAUGGCCUUCAGUGACGGCGACAACGGUAACUGGGAUAACAACGACGGCGCUAACUUCUACGCGCGUGUGAAGAUGGACAUGACGGCGGAGCAGCGGAGCCACACUGUGGAGCAGGCGAUGGCGGAGGGUCCAGCAUGGGGCGACGUGCAGGAGAUUGCCCACAAGAGGUCGGGUUCGAUGUACUUCACCACGCCGGAGUUUCUGGUGGCGGGCGAGCCUGCCGUACUGUACGUCAACCGCCACCGCGUGCGGGGACUAGAGCACAGCCCCAACAUGCGUGUCCAUUUCGGAUUCAACUCCUGGCAGGUUGGCGGUCAGGAGAUGUGCUUGAAACCCAGCUCGCUGUGGCGGGGGGAGUACACGGACUGGUGGUCCGUUCCCCUCACCGUCCCCGGCGACGCCACAGACAUGUCCUUCGCGCUCACAGACGGUCAUGGCGUCUGGGACAACAACUUCGGCAACAACUACAUGUGCCCGGUGAAGAAAGCUCGGGGGACAGGUGGAUUGGUGGAGAGGCGUGUGGAGCCUCGUGGGGUGGAGUCCGAGGAGAGUAUGCCACAUGCUGCAGGAACGCUCCACAUCGUGACGUUGACCAAGCGCAAGGGCGGCGACACGGCGGUACGGGCCAACAAGUGGACGGAGGAGAAACGCGUGCGCGUGUGGACGCCGCCGGGAUUCGAUCCCUCGCGACCGCCACCGGGAGGCUACCCGGUGCUGUACAUGCAAGAUGGUCAAAACAUGUUCGAGGACUGGCUAGCCCACCAAGGCGUGUCUUGGCGUGUGGGUUACACGGCGUCUGACCUCAUCACCCGGGGAGAGCUGCCGCCCUUCGUGGUGGUGGCGGUUGACUCCGUGGGCGCCAUGCGCUCGCUCAACUACCUGCCGUACCCACCCGGCACGGGUGCGGGCGGAUUCCGUGGCGACGCGGAGCGGUGGCCGGGUGGCGGUCUGGAGGCUUACAUGGGCCGGCUGGUGGAGGAGAUCAUGCCGCUGAUACAACAGCGCUUCGCUGUGUCGUCCGACCCAGCCAAAGUGGCUUUUGGCGGUGGCAGCUUUGCGGGUGUGGCGGCCCUGUACGCGGCCAUGCAUUACCCCCAUGUCUUUGGCUGUGUCUUGGCGGAGAGCCCCAGCCUGUGGAUCGCGGAGGGGCGCUUCCUGCAGGAUAUGCGCAUGUACCGCGGCAUGUUGCCUGAGCGAUUGUUCCUAGGGUGCGGGACUAAGGAGUACUCCGCCACCAGGGACCACGACAGGGAGGACGUGGAUGCGCUGCUGCUGAGCUACUGCCAGGAGGCUGCCAGCAUACUGGAGUCUCAGGGGAUGCGCGGCAAUCGGCUGAGGUUCCUUGUGGAGGAAGGCGCGGGUCAUCACGAGCUGGCCUGGCAAUGGCGACUCACGGGGGCAAUGCGCUUUUUGUUCAGUGCCUGGUGGGACGAAUGA